GAAGGCAAGAUGAAGUGUUUGAAAAGGAUCGCAAAGCACCCUACGAUUUCACUGCUAAUUUCAUGCACGACAUUGAAAGAGGUGAAGCAAAUACAUGGUCAGUUGGUGGUUAAGGGUACCCUCAACAAACCCCAUUUCCAUGGCCAAUUUGUUGCCACCAUAGCCCUUCAUAACACAACCAAUCUUCUUCAAUAUGCCAACAAGAUUCUCCAUUCCCAACAAUCCAACCCCACACUCUUCACUCUCAACUCCAUGAUCAGAGCCUACUCCAAAAGCUCCACUCCCUCCAAAAGCUUCCACUUUUACACCUACAUUCUUCACUCUAAUACCCUCUCCCCUGACAACUACACCUUCACCUUCCUGCUCCGCACCUGUGCCCAACUCCACCUGCACUUCACUGGCUUGUGUGUUCAUGCUGCACUCAUAAAGUACGGCUUUGAGCACGACCCACAUGUGCAAACCGGCUUGGUUUUCAUGUAUGCUGAACUGGGUUGCCUCAGUUCGUGUUACGGUGUGUUUGAAGGGGUUGCUGAGCCGGACUUGGUUUCUCAAACCGCCAUGUUGCAUGCUUGUGCCAAGUGUGGUGACGUAGACUUUGCGAGAAAGUUGUUUGAUGAAAUGCCUGAGAGAGAUUAUGUUGCGUGGAACGCGAUGAUUGCGGGGUAUGCGCAGAGUGGAAAGCCCAUAGAGGCUUUGGAUAUGUUUCGUUUGAUGCAAUUGGAGGGUGUGAAACUUAAUGAGGUGUCUAUGGUUUUGGUUUUGUUUGCGUGUACCCAAUUGGGUGCAUUGGAUCAGGGGAGAUGGGUGCAUGCAUAUGUGGAGAGGUAUAAGGUUGGGAUGACAGUGACACUGGGAACUGCACUACUUGACAUGUAUGCAAAAUGUGGGAACAUUGAUAAGGCAAUGGAGGUUUUUUGGGGAAUGAAGGAGAGGAAUGUUUACACUUGGAGUAGUGCAAUAGGUGGGUUGGCCAUGAAUGGUCUUGGUGAGGAGAGUUUAGAUCUUUUUUAUACUAUGAAACGAGAGGGAGUUCAGCCGAAUGGAGUCACCUUCAUUUCUGUCUUGAAAGGGUGCAGUGUGGUUGGAUUGGUGGAGGAAGGUCGAAAGCAUUUUGACGCAAUGAGGAGUGUUUAUGGAAUUGACCCCCAGCUUGAGCAUUAUGGCCUGAUGGUUGAUAUCUAUGGUAGAGCAGGGCGUGUAGAGGAAGCUUUGAACUUCAUCAAUUGCAUGCCAAUGAAGCCUCAUGUUGGUGCAUGGAGUGCUUUGCUUCAUGCUUGUAGAGUGUGUAAAAACAAGGAACUGGGUGAGGUUGCACUGAAAAAGAUAGUGGAACUAGAAGACAAAAACGAUAGUGCUUAUGUCCUUUUGUCAAAUAUAUAUGCUGAGUAUAAGAAUUGGGAAAGGGUGAGUAGUUUGAGGCAGACCAUGAAGGCUAAGGGUGUGAGGAAGCUCCCUGGUUGUAGUGUCAUAGAAGCUGAUGGUGAAGUUCAUGAGUUCAUUGUUGGGGACAAGUCUCACCCAAGAUAUGGUGAGAUUGAAUUGAAACUAGAAGAAAUCUCUAGGUGUUUAAGCGUAGCAGGAUAUGUGGCUGACACUAACCCUGUGCUUUUUGAUAUAGAAGAAGAGGAGAAGGAGGAUGCUUUGAGUAAACAUAGCGAGAAGAUAGCCAUUGCUUUUGGGUUAAUUAGUUUGAAGGAUGUUCCCAUUAGGGUUGUUAUGAACCUGAGGAUUUGCUGGGAUUGCCAUAAUGUAGCAAAGAUGAUAUCCAAAAUUUUUAACAGGGAAAUUAUUAUCAGGGACAGAAACAGGUUUCAUCACUUUAAGCAAGGCGAAUGCUCUUGUAAAGAUUAUUGGUAAACGAAUCAGCAUUAACAAUGAUUUUGUUUUCUUCAAACAUGUUACUUCUUUUUAGUAUGUGUAAAGAAUGUUCAAUUGCAUUUGAUAUCUUAUACAAUUUU
Molecule: messenger RNA, 1958 nt
Organism: Vigna radiata var. radiata (mung bean)
Lineage: Eukaryota; Viridiplantae; Streptophyta; Magnoliopsida; Fabales; Fabaceae
Product: putative pentatricopeptide repeat-containing protein At5g40405
Exons: 1
Coding region: 10-1857 (615 amino acids)
Biological process (GO): RNA modification
Molecular function (GO): RNA binding; protein binding; zinc ion binding
Source: RefSeq, a predicted model, not a curated record